GACAAUGAUCCACAAACAAACAUCAAAACAAAAACAAAAAUGGGUCACUGAGCACAAAACCAAGCUUCUGCUGGCCAUUCCAGUCCUCUGACCUGAACCCUAUAGAAAAUGAGUGGGGUGAACUGAAGAGAAGCAGCACCAACAUGGAGCUGGGAAUCUAAAGGGUCUGGAGUGAUUCUGGAUGAAGGAAUGUAGGAGGAGCCAUGUGUAUAAAUAUAAGACAUACAGUAAGAACAUCACAGGACAGCCAGCAGCAAAACAAUCCACACCAGAGGAGACACAGUCCCAGCCAGCAAGAUGAUUCCAGUGUUGGUGUUACUCAUGGCAGCUCUUGUAGCUGCAGAUGAGCCAAUGAUGGAUCUCACAGAACCAGCAGAGUCUGUUUCUGUGGUUCACUGUGAUUCUUAUACUAUAUGUCCUGAUGGAACAACGUGCUGUCUGAGUCCUUAUGGUGUGUGGUCCUGCUGCCCAUUCUCAAUGGGUCAGUGCUGCAGAGAUGGAAUUCAUUGCUGUCGUCAUGGUUAUCACUGUGAUUCGACAUCGACCCAUUGUUUGAGGGGGUGGUUGAGACUGCCAUCUUCUCCCAAGCCGGCUACCAAAGCUAUCCAGAAACCUCAGUCAGUGCCCUUUGACCAGGCUCUCAAUUGGCAGAGCCAGACUGAGAAGGUUCAUUGUGAUGGAAAUGUCUACUGCCCAACUGAGCAGUUCUGCUGCAAGACAUCAGCUGGCCAGUGGGGGUGCUGCAGUGAGAUGGAGUUGUAAGUAAACAUCCCACGUGUCCUGGGUGCAGCUCUUAUCAAAGACUGUCAAAGUGCAAGAGGCUUUCAAAUGUCAGCUAUUGUUGAGGAAAAGCAAUAAGUCACAUCUAAACUCAAAUAAUGCAAAAUAAAAAAAAAAUUAAUAUCAAAUGUCAUUGUCAUUUAAUAAAUAAAUUGUUUUUGA
Onychostoma macrolepis is the source of this 942-nucleotide messenger RNA. RefSeq names its product progranulin-like. The coding region runs from base 298 to 762 and encodes 154 amino acids. NCBI's taxonomy places the organism in Eukaryota, Metazoa, Chordata, Actinopteri, Cypriniformes, Cyprinidae. The record is from RefSeq and is a predicted model, not a curated record. Gene Ontology annotation, cellular component: extracellular region. The transcript has 6 exons.